AUGAACCUCCUCUAUACUCUUAGUUUCUCUCUGGUGGCCCUGGCGACCUCUGCCAACCCAAAUGAUCCGCUUUGCAAUGUCUUCCCUGUGUCAAUGCUCGAAUUCUCUAGCAGCUUUCAGCAACCAGAGCCUCCGUUGGUGAAGCCUGAGUUCAAAACCAGCUUCAUACAGCACAAGUGGAACAAUAACUUGUCCCAUAUUACUUCGGGCUAUAUUUACUUCUCCCCCUCACAAAACCUUGUCCGCGCAGACGAAGCCUACGACGGAGGUCUGGCGUCCUCGGUCUUCGACUAUUCGCACACUACCAAGGAUGGCUUGGUCCUGAACACCCUCACCUCUUAUGAAGGUAAUAGUACCCAGCCUACCGUGUGGACUGGCUAUGUCAAUUCCAAUUAUCCACUGUUUACAGAAGACUUGUUAAUUCAGGGUGGAGCUGUGUUUGGUGGACUUGUGAAGAGAGACUUGUUGGACAAACAUGUCGCAUCUUGGAAUCUCAUGUACUCAUCCCUUCCGGUCACCAUUUUUGUCGACUUUUGCGGUGUUGUUGUUGGAUAUGACUAUUUUUCGCCUGGCCUUCGCUCCAGAGUCAUAACCGACUUCUUCAACACUGCUGUCGGUCCAGUUCAGCUGUGA
Messenger RNA from Penicillium subrubescens, 633 nucleotides. RefSeq lists its product as uncharacterized. The coding region runs from base 1 to 633 and encodes 210 amino acids. The record is from RefSeq and is a predicted model, not a curated record. The transcript has 3 exons. Lineage: Eukaryota; Fungi; Ascomycota; Eurotiomycetes; Eurotiales; Aspergillaceae.